Plectropomus leopardus (leopard coralgrouper) is the source of this 3051-nucleotide messenger RNA. RefSeq names its product cyclin dependent kinase 11B (gene cdk11b). Lineage: Eukaryota; Metazoa; Chordata; Actinopteri; Perciformes; Serranidae. Gene Ontology annotation, cellular component: nucleus. The record is from RefSeq and is a predicted model, not a curated record. Gene Ontology annotation, biological process: protein phosphorylation; regulation of mitotic cell cycle. Gene Ontology annotation, molecular function: protein serine/threonine kinase activity; ATP binding.
GUUAACACUUCCGGUGUGCCAUAAUACCGCUGCGCAUACCUCAGGCGGUGGAGAGUGGACGCUGAUGGGGGACGAAAAGGAGACCUGGAAAGUAAAAACACUUGACGAAAUCCUGCAGGAAAAGAAACGCCGAAGAGAAUUAGAAGAGAGAACAGAUCUCAAGCGCCAGAAAAAUUUCACACAGGGCCUUGUUCCACAGUCGGAUGAUCGGGAAGCCAAACGAGAUACUCCGGAGGAAGGAGAACUACGGGAUCAAAGGAUGGAAAUAACAAUUCGUAAUUUCCCGUACACACGGGAGGACUCAACAGAGGACAGGUACUUGCCACUGGGUGAGGAAGAUGAAUCAUUAGCAAUCAAGCCUCCACAGCAAAUCGCAAGAAAAGACAAGUCUCACCAUAGAAAGGAAGAGAAGAGAAAAGACAAAAGACGUCAUCGCAGCCACUCUGCUGAAGGAGCAGGGAAACAUGUACGACCCAAAGACAAAGAAAAAGAACGAGAGAGCGAUCGCAGGAAGCGUCAGUGGGAGGAAGACAAAGCACGGCGAGACUGGGAGAGGCAAAAACGCAGGGAACAGGCCAGAGCUCAUUCCCGCAGAGAGAGACCCCGAUUGGACUCUCCUGGGUUUUUUUUGGACCACAGGGACCUGGAACAGCAGGAGCGCCAGCGUGAACGGGAGCGCAAGCUGCGCGAACAGCAAAAAGAGCAAAGGGAGCUGAAGGAUCGUGAGAGGAGGGCCGAGGAGCGACGCAAAGAGCGAGAUAGUCGGCGGGAAGUGCCGUCUCACCAUCGAAUGCUACCUGAUGAGUCAAAACAAAGUCACCGCAGCCGAAGUCCCAUCCGCACUCCCCGGGACAGAUCGGAACACAGCGAACCACGGAGAAGUGGAACAUCAAAGGAGGAAAAGCCAGAGAGCAAAGAUCUGCUCGCCGACCUCCAGGACAUCAGUGACAGCGAAAGGAAGACCAGCUCCGGAGAGUCUUCCAUUGCAUCAGGAUCAGGCUCUGAGGAAGAGGAUGAUGAUGAAGAAGAGGAGUCCAGCAGCCAGAGCGAGGGUGAAGAAGAGGAGUCCGUUUCUGGCUCAGGAAGGUCUGAGCAUAGUGCAGAGGACGUGAGUGAGGACGAGCAGUCAGGGGAAGACUUCGAAGAGGAGAGGGAAAAUGGAAAUCACAAUCACAUACCUGCAGUGCCGGAGUCCCGUUUCGAUCACGACUCAGAGGAAAGCGAGGACAUGGAGGAGGAAGAGGAGGAGGAAGAAGAAGAGGAGGAGGAGGAAGAGGAGGAUGCAGGAGAUGGUGACCCCACGCCUGUAUCUCAAGCUCAUUCUGGACCCCCCACCCCCGAAGAGAACUACAUCCCAGACUCCCCCCCGAUUUCACCUGUGGAGCUGAAGAAGGAGCUGCCUAAAUAUCUGCCCGCUUUACAGGGUUGUCGCAGUGUUGAAGAGUUCCAGUGCUUGAACCGGAUAGAGGAGGGAACCUACGGUGUGGUGUACAGAGCCAAGGACAAAAAGACAGAUGAAAUUGUGGCUUUGAAGAGGUUGAAGAUGGAGAAGGAGAAGGAGGGGUUCCCCAUCACCUCUUUGAGAGAAAUCAAUACAAUCCUGAAAGCUCAGCACCCAAACAUUGUCACAGUGAGGGAAAUAGUCGUUGGAAGUAACAUGGAUAAGAUCUACAUUGUGAUGAACUAUGUAGAACAUGACCUUAAGAGUCUGAUGGAAACCAUGAAGCAGCCCUUCCUGCCAGGUGAAGUAAAGACUCUGAUGAUUCAGCUGCUGCGAGGCGUGCAACAUCUCCACGAUAACUGGAUCCUCCAUCGUGAUCUGAAGACGUCCAAUCUGCUGCUGAGUCACAAGGGAAUUCUCAAGAUUGGCGACUUUGGUUUGGCCCGAGAGUACGGUUCCCCCCUGAAGCCCUACACCCCUGUGGUGGUGACCCUGUGGUACCGAUCCCCAGAGCUGCUGCUCGGAGCAAAGGAGUACUCCACAGCUGUGGACAUGUGGUCAGUGGGCUGCAUAUUUGGCGAGCUCCUCACCCAGAAACCUCUUUUCCCUGGAAAAUCUGAAAUCGACCAAAUUAACAAGAUUUUUAAGGAUCUGGGGUCACCCAGCGAGAAGAUCUGGCCCGGCUACAGCGAGCUGCCCGCUGUGAAGAAGAUGACUUUCACAGAGUAUCCCUACAACAACCUGCGAAAGCGCUUUGGAGCGCUGCUCUCAGAUCAAGGCUUUGACCUCAUGAACAAAUUUCUCACCUACUGCCCCAGUAAGCGCAUUUUAUCAGACGAGGGGCUGAAGCACGAGUACUUCCGCGAGACGCCGUUGCCCAUCAACCCGUCCAUGUUCCCCACCUGGCCGGCCAAGAGCGAGCAACAGAGGGUGAAGAGAGGCACCAGUCCCCGUCCACCCGAGGGAGGCCUCGGCUAUAGUCACCUGGGCGAUGAUGACCUUAGAGACACAGGCUUCCACCUGACAACCAGCAACCAGGGAGCAUCCGCUGUUGGUCCAGGAUUCAGCCUCAAAUUCUGAGCCCAAAACUGCAGGAUGCCUGACCGUCUAACCGAGAAAGCGGGAGCAAAGAGUUCUGGGACUUGUCGUUGUUUUGGACAGUGUCACUGGUUUACAGCUGUACACCGGAUCAAUAUCUGAUCAAUUACAACUGUAACCAUAUAGUCAGGACUGUCUCACAGCAAGACUGGUGGCUCGAACAUGUUGAAUCUCCAGAGUUUCCGCUCAACUUUUCGGCUUCUUCCCUAUAUUUUCAAGCCAUUUCACUAUUUUUAAUAUGGCCAUUUUAGCAAAGAGGAGGCACGACCAUACAUCUGUUAGAAGUUUAGCUCUCAUGUUUGAGUUUUGUUUUAUUUUCCUUUUUAUACUUCAUGAGAGAGGACCAGAUUUUCUAAAUGGUUGGUAUUUCCUGGCUGCCUGAGCUACUGUAUAAUGAUGCAGCAUUGGCUGUGUUCCCAUGCAGCAUUACGUUAGAAAUUUGCUUAGGACUGUCAAUGUCGCUCGAUGACAGGGGGACAAUGUUUUUGCUAGAAAUAAAGUUUGAAACUUUG